This is a messenger RNA of Plasmodium inui San Antonio 1, 3633 nucleotides long. Its product is annotated as translation initiation factor IF-2. The transcript has a single exon. Gene Ontology annotation, molecular function: GTPase activity; GTP binding. Lineage: Eukaryota; Apicomplexa; Aconoidasida; Haemosporida; Plasmodiidae. The record is from RefSeq and is a predicted model, not a curated record. The coding region runs from base 1 to 3633 and encodes 1210 amino acids.
AUGACCAAGCCGAGGGUGAAAAAGUUCGAAGACCCCAACCUGUGGAUAUACGAGCACGUGCUAAAAAAUGGGGUGAAGAAGCAGAGCGGCAGAAUCAUGAAGGAGGACCUAAACAAAAAGGCAGCGGAAAAAUUGAGAGAAAUUAUCGAGGCCUCCAAACAAUUCGACAGAGAACUGAAGGAAAUAAAUUACAAAACAGAGGCUUGUCUGGGCCUUCCACAUAGAACCCCCAAAAUAGACGUGAAUACGUUACCCUUCAGUCCACUGAAGCCGAGGAGUAACUUGGUUCUUUGGAAAGAAAUUCUGCCCAGGGGAGACGCAUCAGCGCGGAGCCGUUUGGGUCUCCCCUUUGGUGGCAAAAUGGGUGUCAAUUUGGGUGCCAAUUUUGGUGACACUUUUAGUGGCAUUCUUGGUGCCAAUCUUGAUGUCCGUUUUGGUGGCGCUGGUGGGACGUCCCCCUGCCCACAGAAGGACCCCAUGAAAGAAAACGCGUCUCCAAAAAGUGAAGAAAGAAGAGAAGCCCCAAAGAGCACCAUUUUUAGUAAAUUGAGAAAAACAAAAAAAGACGAAAUUUGCAAAGCUACUUCCUUUUUCAAUGACCAUAUGAGUUAUUACGACACCCAUUUGAAGGAAAAGUACAUGAAUCUGUUUUUGAAUUCGCUCGAGGAAAGUAAUAAGAGCGUCAAACGGGAAAAUAUGGACACCCCUAUUGUGUGCCAAACUGGGGAUAAUGCCAGUGUAGGGGUUAUCACCCCAAGUGUGACAAACGAGCUCAAUUGUAGCGAGAAGCGGGUGGAGAGACAUCCAAUUGACUUUACCCAAGCGGAAGGAGCAAAACUGGGGACAGACUCAGAAGAAUAUCUUUGCAGCAAUGUCACCCCGUUGGAGAAGGUCAAGUGCAGGGAUUCCUUUUUGGAGGCACACCCUAAUGGAGAAGUUAAAACGGGUUAUCCUUCUUUUAAAGGACCACCCAAAGGUGGCACGAGGGAAGCACCCUUAGGCAAAGAGGCCGCUUAUGAUGGCGAUAUGUGCGCCGACCCCGAUCUGCGGUGGGACCUCCAACAGGGGGACACGGACAAGUACGGCAGUGGUAACAUAUUGGCCGAAGCAGCCGAAGAGACCACCUACUUAGCGGGCCAUUUUGAAAGUGGGGCGAAAAAGGCAGAUGUCAAUUUGUCUAUCCCGUUAAGGGAUACUCCAAAGGGGAAGACGACCCUUUCGGCUGAUAAAUCGCAGUGCCGGGGGGAAACCCCAAGAGAAGAAACAGAUAGAAAUAACAGGAGGAAUAAAACGAAGGAGGGAAAUUCCUCUACUCGCACACUGAAGAAGCUAAACAGUUUGGACAUUUUUGAAAAAAUGAACAGCACGUCGUUGUAUGGAGGGGUAGGCAGCCAGGGGGAAGAAGAUUCUAUCUCGUCGAUUCUACAGAAAUUGAGGGAGAGGAAGAAGAACUUGCCCAUGAUGGGGAGCAAUUUCUUUUCUGCGUCGGAAGGAGUCGCGACGGUUGAGAGGGGGAUUCAUGUGGAUGACCAACAUGGAGUUAUCCCUCCCUCUCUGCGUACCAUCUUAGAAGGUGGAGAUGCCUCUGCACUGGAUAAAGGGCGCAGCCAAGUUAAGUGGACAGACUCCACGGAGAAGAACAAAGGGCAAUACCAACCAAAAGGAAAAGAAUCCAUACUGCAAUACGAACACCUAGACAGCAACAACAUCACUGUGCAUGCACUGAGCCAGCAUGUGGGCAUAGAGGAGGAGAAAAUUAUAAACGUGAGUAAAUUCAUUCUGGACAAUGAACACAUCACUAAGUACACGAAGCUGGAGAAGGAAGUAGCGGAGCUGAUUUGUGAAGAGUUAGCUGUGCUGGAUAAACUAAAGUAUAGUCAUGUGAAUUUGAAGAAGCGAAACCCUGUUGUAACUAUCCUCGGACAUGUAGAUCAUGGGAAGACAACUCUCCUGGAUAGGUUUCGAAACUCUAAUAUGGCUCAAAACGAAAUCGGUGGAAUCACACAAAAGUUAGGAGCAUUCGAAGUGGUGGAUAAAGAAACGAACAGGAAAAUAACUUUUCUAGAUACUCCAGGACAUUCCGUUUUUAAGAAAAUUCGACAAAGAUGUGCUCAGUGCACCGACUUGAUUAUAUUAGUCAUUUCUCUGGAUGAUGGGAUUAUGAGUGAAACGGUGGAAUGUAUCCAGCUAGCCAAAAGGUUUAACAUCCCACUUAUUAUCGCGGCAAAUAAGAUUGAUAAAUUUGGGUCGGACUUGGAAAAAAUCUCCAAAUCGUUAGUAGCAUAUGAUGUUAUUACAGAGAUGGAAGAAAAUGGACACGUCCCCAUCGUCCCCAUUUCUGCAAAGGAGAAUAUAAACAUCGAUAAGCUUCGGAAGUGUAUUCUACAGCUGAGCGAUUCUUUAAAUCUGAUGUGCGAUUAUGGAAGCCUAUGCUCUGCAUACGUGUUGGAGAAAAAGAUCCAUCCGUCUAGGGGGAAACUUCUCACCUUGGUGUGCAAAUCGGGGACGUUAAAGAUAAACUCAUACCUUCUAAUCGGGCACAUGUACACAAAGGUGAAGCAGAUCUACAAUUGUAAUAAUCAGUUGGUGAGGAAGGCGUACCCGUCGGAGGUGAUACAAAUCGUGAGCCCCAUUUCGCUAGCACAGGAUAGCGCCAUCAACUACGGAGACCUCGUUUUCGAAAUGAGCAACUUGAGGAGCGCCCAGAGAGUCGCCAAAUACAAGUCGAAGGUGGCGCAGUACAGCCUGAUGAGCAGUUACUACGGGGAGGUUGACCAGAUUAGCGGCAGGAUUGGCCGUGACGAGGUUGGCCGUGUUGGCGCUGCCGGCGGGGUGAAGAGUCUGCCGAAGCUCCCCCAAAUCCAGCUGAUCAUCAAAGCGGGGGAUGAGGGUAGCAUAGAAGCUAUCCUCGAAGGAAUUGCCCAAUACAGUAGGAAAGGAAAGAAAGAAAAAUAUUGCGACAUUAACAACUUUGUCGACAGAAAUUACGUGAAAAUGAAUAACAUAACAGAUGACAUGGUAGAGGAUGGAAAGAUUUUCGACACUUGGGAACCGUUCCGAGUUGUGUCGAAAGGAGUGGGCUCUUUUAACAUGAACGAUUUGAAACACUGCAAUGAUGUGAAGCCCAUAUUUUUAAUUGCCUUCAAUGUGGACAUCGAGAAGAAGGUACAGCUUAGCAUUGAAGAGAACGGAGCCAUUUUAAGGACCCACAAUAUUAUUUACAAAUUAUUUGAGGAUCUAGAAAAGAUCUGCAACUUUUACUUCGAUUCGCUACAUCUGUAUGAACCCGUUUCAAGGAUGGUUGUUAGUAAGACUGGGUUCUAUACGCUGAAGAAAAAUAAGUCGAAGAAGAAAAGAGUCUUGUCCGUUUCGAUUAAGGAGGGUUCCUGCAAUGUGAAUCACUACUUCACCGUUCUGAGGAACAAACAGGUUAUCCACAAAAGGCUGUCCGUUUUGUCCAUGCAGAAGAAUAAGGAUAAUACGACCGAGCUUGGCAAGGACUGUGCCAUCAACUCCAUCAUUUUUAACACCCUGUCGGAGGAUUUCGAGGUGGGCGAUGAAAUCGUGGCCUACAGGAAGGUGCCCCGUGCGCCACUCUUCAGUCGGGUGAAAAACUUCGACUUGGCUGUGUAA